Molecule: messenger RNA, 1471 nt
Organism: Archocentrus centrarchus (flier cichlid)
Lineage: Eukaryota; Metazoa; Chordata; Actinopteri; Cichliformes; Cichlidae
Exons: 7
Coding region: 41-1471 (476 amino acids)
Molecular function (GO): GTP binding
Source: RefSeq, a predicted model, not a curated record
CUCUGCUGAAACCUGCAGCACUCAUUAAACAGCUGCCGAGAUGAGUUCUGCCGAGCCUCCACAACAUCCUGACAAGGUGACCAUCGCUCUGUUUGGAAAGAAAGCUGCUUUUGUGAGAAGGAUCGAUAACAUAAUCCUCAAAGGCACCAACGCCGCAGUCACGAAGCUGAGCAACUUUGUCGAGAGAGAGAACGCCUCAUACAGGAUCAUCAGCACUGCUGAGUUCUUCGAAGAACGCCGUCAUCCAGAGGAGCUGAUUAUUGAUUUCAUGGCCCUCUCUGAUCCGGGCCCUCAUCUGUUCAUCCUGGCAGUAGAUUCAGACCACAGCCAAGAAGAAAAUGUUCAGGCUCAGAUAACUAAAGUUAAAGAUGUCUUUGGAGGCAGUGUCAUAAACUGUGUAGCUGUUAUCUUAGAAAACCAAGAGAGCCUCAAUUUACUGGAACAUGUGAGGAAAACGUUAAAUAUCCGGAUGAAAACUUUGGAUGAAAAUCUUGCUGCUGAAUGUAAGAAAUGGUGUUCACAUCAAACACCAUUCCAGUUUGACUACAACAAAUACACCCAGGAUGCUGUGGAGCGCAGGAAGAAGGAUCUGAAACACACUCGAAACACAAACGUUCCUCCAGACAAUCCUGGGAGCAAAGGAGCCAGGAACCAAAGUCCAUCCAGCUCAGAGCAGACUGCCCCACCUGCAGAAGGAGCACCUGGACAAGACAACGGAGCCAGUAAUCAAAGUCCAUUCAGCCCAGAGCAGACUGCCCCGCCUCCAAAAAAAACACCUGUUCAAGACAAAGGUGGGAGGGGUGCCGGUGCAAAGGAAGAUGGUGUGUUCAGCAUCAUUCUGCUGGGACAAACUGGGACCGGAAAGAGCGCAUCUGCAAACACCAUCCUGGCUGCUGGGAAGCACCGCCAGCCCAAAGGUCAGGUCUUCGAAUCCAAGCUGAGCUCCAUGCCAGUCACCACCAAGUGUAAGGAGAAAAUCACAGCGAUAACUGGAACCAAGGUCCGAGUGGUCGAUACCCCAGACUUCUUUUAUGAAGAUGCACCUGCAGACGAGGCUCAGGUAGAGGAGUGUAAGAAGUACUGUCAGGAAGGGCGGUGUGUGGUGUUGCUUGUGAUACAGCUGGGGAGGUUCACACAAGGUGAGAAAGGAAUAUUAGAGAAGCUGGAAGACAAGCUUGGCUGGGAAAUCCGGAAAAACACAAUCGUCCUGUUCACACACGGAGAAGAUUUGACAGGAACGGUGGAAGCGUUUAUCGGGGUGGCUAAGCCUCAGCAUCACCCCCAAUCAUCAGAGGAGUUGGUUGUGAGCCCAUGCAGCCCCAGAGUGUCCUGUGCAAACCUGAGCCCAGACCCUGAGGGUCCCACACCACCUGAGCCUAAACCCGUGGGUCCCUCGCUGCCUGUACAUCAGUCUUUGUCAGAAUUUGGGGGUUCGGCACUGCCUGAGUCCGAGGGUCUUUGCAUCCACUAA